This is a messenger RNA of Penicillium roqueforti, 867 nucleotides long. RefSeq lists its product as uncharacterized. The record is from RefSeq and is a predicted model, not a curated record. The transcript has 3 exons. Bases 1 to 867 code for a protein of 288 amino acids. Lineage: Eukaryota; Fungi; Ascomycota; Eurotiomycetes; Eurotiales; Aspergillaceae.
AUGGAUAAAUCACAAACGCCCCAAGUUCGUGUCCCUGGCGAAACCCCCGAAUCAACCCAACCCGAACCCAAUGCGACUGCGAACCACAAUUCCACCGAGGUAGAGAUGGGAGAAACACAGGACACAAGCCAACCUGAACCCGAACAUGUGCAAGAAGAUUCGACACUUUCAGAUGUGCAGGCAGAGCCAGAACUACCUGCUCCGGCAAAAAAGAACGCGGGCUGCAACUUCCUUGACUUCCUGACUUCACCUAUCGUUGAGAUUAUCGUUGGGAAAGGCGACGAUGAGACCGUUAUGACAGCUCAUCAAUCCCUCUUGAUGGAAGCGCCACUACUAGCCGAGUUGCUUAGAAAAUUCGAAGCGUCAGGCCCGCGACGCAUCAACCUGUCAGAAGAGGACGUUGAUGCCUUCGGUUGCUUCCUCCAGUUCCAAUAUACGCGUGAUUACACCGUGGUUCAAACGGAAACACCCGGGGAAACAGUUGAAGACAAAAGCGGCGACGAGUUGCUGCGCCAUGCGCGCAUCUACACACUGGCAGAGAAGCUAGGUCUGCCAAAACUUCAGCGCAUUGCCCAUGGCAAGAUCCAUAAGGUCCAGAGCUCACCUGAUGCGGAGCUUUCAUAUGCCCGUUACGUAUAUACUCAUACACCAGCAACAGACACGACCAUUCGGAAGCCUGUGGCGACUUACUGGGCGAGCCAAAGCCACUUGCUGCGGCAGGAGGUUGGGGACAACUUUAAGAAGCUGUGCAUUGAAGUGCCGGAGUUUUCCUUUGAUGUUUUGACUAUCAUUCUGGAUCGCAAGUUGAAGAACGGAUCGGUGGAUGAGAUCAAGGGAAGUGCGCGCAAGCGCAGAAGAGACAUCUAG